UAUAACUCCAUCUCUCACAGACUUCUACUCUCUUGAUUUCCGGGCGGUCAACAAACUUGGUCCCUAAAGCAAGAAAAGCCCCCCCCCCUCUCUCUCUCCAUUCCCCUUAAGACAACAAAUCUUCUACUAAACCAACCUUACCUUACCUUGCUCCUAACCCGCUCGUCUCCAUCCCAAAAUGUCCUCCUACCCAGACCUCACCAAAUUCAAAGCCCUCUCCUUCGACUGCUACGGCACCCUAAUAGACUGGGAAUCCGGUCUCCGCGCCGGUCUCCAACCCAUCAUCUCCCGUCUUCCUCCCCUCUCCUCCUCCUUCUCUUCUACCACCAACAACAAAGACAUCCCCACAGAAGCAGCCCUCACAAAACGCUUCGACACCCUCUCCGCAGCCCUGCAAUCCUCCUCUCCAACCCUCCGCUACGACCUCAACCUCUCCCGCUCGUUUCUCGCCCUCGCAGCCGAUCUCGACGUCUCCGUGACGGAAGAGGAAGCUACCGCCUUUGGAACCUUACCUGGAACCUGGGUCCCCUUUGAAGAUACGAUUGCAGGAUUGGAAGUGUUGAAAAAGUAUUAUAAGCUGAUUAUCCUGUCGAAUAUUGACGGCACCAACAUUGCCCGCACAGAGGGGGUACUCAAACCUGUGGAAUUUGAUGCGGUGUAUACGGCGGAGCAGAUUGGGAGCUUCAAACCCGCUUCUGCCAACUUUGAAUACUUGUUCAGGCAUGUGAAGGAGGAGCUGGGCGUGCAGUGGGAUGACAAAGACGGAGAGGGGUUACUGCAUGUUGCGCGGAGCUUGACUGCUGACCAUGUCCCCGCCAAGAAGUUUGGUUUGAGGAGCGUUUGGAUCUCGAGGGGUGGUGAUACGAAAGAUGGGGAAGGGGUCGGUGGGGAUUGGGAGGGUGUGAAGGGGGAUGUUGGGUUUGAGUGGCGGUUUGAUACGAUUGGGGAGUUUGCGAGGGAGGUUGAGAGGCAGUUUGGGGAGCAGAGGUGAUGUUGCGUGGUGUUGAUUUAUUUGGGGUUGUGUUGUGGGAUGUGUUUUCUUGGUGGUUAUAGACCUCGUCGAAUGUGAUGCAAUGGAUA
Colletotrichum godetiae is the source of this 1080-nucleotide messenger RNA. RefSeq names its product HAD-like domain-containing protein. Bases 179 to 991 code for a protein of 270 amino acids. The transcript has a single exon. The record is from RefSeq and is a predicted model, not a curated record. NCBI's taxonomy places the organism in Eukaryota, Fungi, Ascomycota, Sordariomycetes, Glomerellales, Glomerellaceae.